Molecule: messenger RNA, 1608 nt
Organism: Heterobasidion irregulare TC 32-1
Lineage: Eukaryota; Fungi; Basidiomycota; Agaricomycetes; Russulales; Bondarzewiaceae
Product: major facilitator superfamily
Exons: 21
Coding region: 49-1500 (483 amino acids)
Biological process (GO): transmembrane transport; carboxylic acid transport
Cellular component (GO): plasma membrane
Molecular function (GO): carboxylic acid transmembrane transporter activity
Source: RefSeq, a predicted model, not a curated record
CGUUAUCAACCGGGUAAGGUCACCCUUCGGACAAGCUUGUUGAACACGAUGGUUGCAGUCAAGUCGCGAAUGUCCAAGGUUUCCCUUAUCUUCGCUGCUGGGACCGCACUUUUCUCAGACGGAUAUGCAAACGGUGUCAUUGGCUCAGUAAAUACGCUGUUGACCCGGAUCUACGGCAAGGAGGCCAUCAAUGGUCAUAAUUACAGCAAAACCUUGACCAGUGUCGCGUUCGCCGGUACCGUCGUCGGAAUGCUCGUCUUCGGCUAUCUGUCUGAUAAGCUCGGUCGCAAAUUCGGCAUGAUGCUUGCCACCGGCAUCGUCGCACUGUUCUCGGGCCUGUCUGCCGCGAGUUCAGGCGCGCAUCACAGUCUCGGCGGUAUGCUCGCCAUGCUCAGCGCCUGCCGUUUCUUGCUUGGAAUUGGCGUAGGCGCUGAAUACCCUUGUGGGUCAGUUGCCGCAUCCGAGCAGUCUGAGGAGGAAGGGAUCAACAAGAAGGCUCAGCAUAGAUGGUUUGCUCUUGCGACAAAUACUAUGAUCGACUUUGGAUUCGUUGUCGCAGCCUUUGUCCCUCUCGUUCUCUAUUGGAUUUUUGGUCCAAACCAUCUCCGUGCCGUAUGGCGUCUAUCUCUUGGCUUAGGCCUUAUUCCCGCUGUUGCGGUAUUCAUCUGGCGUCUAAACAUGGAAGAGCCAACUCGGUUCAAAAAGGACUCGAUGAAGAACACCAAGAUCCCAUAUUUACUAAUCAUAAGAAGAUAUUGGAAGAGUCUGGCUGCCAUCUCCACAACCUGGUUCAUUUAUGAUUUCAUUGUGUACCAGUUCUCCAUCUACUCCUCGACCGUGGUUUCCAACAUCACCAAUAAUUCCACAUCACUGAGUGUUGUUUUCGGGUGGAACGUAGUCAUCAACCUCUUCUACAUUCCAGGAACCAUUGGUGGCGCAUUCAUUGUUGAUUAUCUGGGACCGAAGAAUACCAUGAUCACAGGGUUAUUACUCCAAGCCAUCAUUGGCUUCAUCAUGAGUGGGCUCUACAAACAAUUGACGGACCAUAUCGGGGCCUUUGCUGUCGUAUACGGCAUCUUCCUAAGCUUUGGAGAGCUGGGUCCUGGAAACUGUCUCGGUCUGCUGGCCGCCAAAACAGGCCCAACGGCCGUGCGUGGUCAAUUCUAUGGCUUGGCUGCCGCUGUCGGGAAAGUUGGAGCCUUCGUCGGGACUUGGGCCUUCCCUCCCAUCAUCGCUGAUUUUGGCGGUGACACAACGACCAAGGGAAACACCGGACCUUUCUGGAUUGCGAGCGGUCUUGCUGUAUUGAGUGCCCUCAUCACGUUCUUCGGCAUCAAGCCUCUCACCCAGGACGGGAUGCUCAAGGAGGAUCAGGAGUUCCGUGCAUACCUUGAGGCACACGGAUGGGAUACCACACUCAUGGGCAUCGGCAGUACCGAGAACUCUCAGGAUUUCCCAGAGACGGAGAAGGAGAGCGCCGCGUCGGUCAAGGAAGUUUGAUACCACUGACAUGGGGGCUUGACUGUGCGCUUUUGGAUAUGUUUUCUUGUAGUCGAGCCCGUGCUUGUAACGGAUACCACGAUAAUGAACGAUUUUUUUGUUUUUUUG